AUGCUGCAGUCUCUGUGGAAAAGCAUUUCAUCAUGGGGGGAUCUACCAACAAACUUCCCUUAUACCCUCGGAUCCGCCAUACCUUAUGGAUUUGAGCUACCUGGCGGAUUCGUUCAAUUUUCUGCGACCAGCACAAAGCAACAGACCAGCGCAGCUGCGGAAGCAACUGGUCGCCAGCAUCCCAUUCUGGAUGCAUUGCUUAAUCCAGGCAACGCAUCUCAGGUGUCUGUCUUUGCACUGAAACGUGCCAAACAGCAGUCACCACCGUUCAAAGGCAACGGCGCAGUGUCCCAGCACACUUUUGAUCAGGCGAAAAACCACUUCGCAAAAUGCAAGACACUUCUCCAUCCUAACCUCCUGAAGGUACUUGCCACCUAUGAAACCAGCAAUGCGCUUUACAUUGUUACCGAAUGCUGUUUUUCCCUGGUACACGUUGUGCACCUAAGCCGACAGCAACAGCAGCAGCAAGACUUGGCUGCUAAGCGGCCCCCCUCGCUGCCACAGCAGCAGAAAUGCGGUCCUCCCACAGCACCAAUUAAUGAAAUGUCAGAUUUCACUCGUAAAGCGGAGGCUGCAGCAGUUGCUGCCGCUGAAGUGGCCGCCAACACCUGUUGGAACUUUCUCGAGUUGGCGGAGAGCAUCUCCUUUCUCCACGACCAGUGCAAACUGGUCCACGGCGAGGUUUCGCCCUUUUCCAUAUUCGUCACUCCGCAUGUGCAAGCGCAGUCCAGGGAUGGGAACCACCAAGGCCCGCUGCAGGAUCUCCACCAGACUAUCUUGACAGAUGGGGGCUUUGCUCCGUGUUUGCCUGGUGGCAUGAGUGUCUUCGGGACCCUUAUAGCUCCGGCCGGCCUCUACGGUCUAAGCGAAGUGAUGCUAUUUCCUGUGGUCUCUCAAUUGGUCUUAGCGAUGCAACGUUCCACAAGGCCAUGA
Eimeria acervulina is the source of this 933-nucleotide messenger RNA. Its product is annotated as SCY kinase (incomplete catalytic triad), putative. Lineage: Eukaryota; Apicomplexa; Conoidasida; Eucoccidiorida; Eimeriidae. The record is from RefSeq and is a predicted model, not a curated record. Bases 1 to 933 code for a protein of 310 amino acids. The transcript is spliced from 3 exons. Gene Ontology annotation, molecular function: ATP binding; protein kinase activity. Gene Ontology annotation, biological process: protein phosphorylation.